Messenger RNA from Papilio polytes (common Mormon), 1410 nucleotides. Its product is annotated as monoacylglycerol lipase ABHD12-like. Gene Ontology annotation, biological process: phosphatidylserine catabolic process; monoacylglycerol catabolic process. The transcript has 9 exons. Lineage: Eukaryota; Metazoa; Arthropoda; Insecta; Lepidoptera; Papilionidae. Gene Ontology annotation, cellular component: endoplasmic reticulum membrane. The record is from RefSeq and is a predicted model, not a curated record. Gene Ontology annotation, molecular function: monoacylglycerol lipase activity; phosphatidylcholine lysophospholipase A1 activity. The coding region runs from base 344 to 1282 and encodes 312 amino acids.
UGUCAUUGUCAUUUUAAAACUGCUGUUGAAAUGAUUGGACUUCUGACUUAUUGUUAAAGAUAAAAAGGACAUAGUUCUUGUUUUAUUCGUUUAUAAUUAUUGAAGAAAACACAACUUGUACCGCGAUACUGGAUAAUUUCAUAUACAUGUUAGUCUUUUUGUUUAACACGCAGCACUUGACGUUAAUCGGUCACGUAACUGUAAAUAAUUACACAUUUUAAACGUUGAAUUUACUGUAAUUCGACAUAUUUAGUCAUUGAUAUCUUCAGGUUUUCAUUUUGUCUAUCUUUCCCGGUCUAACAUUCCUUUUAAUAUUUGAUUUAAGUGAUUAAUUAUAUUAAAAAUGUUAAAAACACAAUGGAUACUCACCUGUGUGCCUCUGUAUACAAUUUUGGGUCUAAUCCUCGGCGCAUCAAUAUCAGCCGGUAUAUUCGUGUUCCACGUUGCAGUAGUGCCUUUGAUAUUUAAAUACUCGAAAACAUUCCGAAGAAGCCUUAUUUUUGCUAAUUUUGUACAAUGGCCGCUAAGUAUAGACUUCAACGAUCCGUCCUCCAGCGGUAUAGAUGGGGCGAGAAAUUUUUAUUUGGAAUAUCAAUCCAAAACCAACAGCUGUCCAGUAAGACUUGGUAUUUGGCAUAUAUUACCAAAGACUACGUAUGAACGUAUGAAGGGUAGUUUCGAAGGGGAUGAUGAUGAACAAUUAAAUGAAUUAAUGGAUGAAGAAUUAACGAAUUCUAAAACUCCUGUCAUAUUAUAUUGCCAUGGUAACUCUAAUUCCCGCGCCGCUUGGCACAGGAUACAGUUGUAUAAGUUUUUCCAACAAAUGGAUUUUCAUACGAUCGCAUUUGAUUAUAGAGGUUAUGGAGAUUCUACAAACUUGAAUCCAAGUGAAGGGGGUGUGGUUGAGGACUCCCUUAUUGUUUACGACUGGCUAGUUACUACGUUGGAUAAAAGUGAGGCAAAACCUCCUAUAUACGUAUGGGGACAUUCUUUAGGUAUAAAAUUUAAUAUAUGCUUUUGUUACCACGCGUUCGUAUCUGACGUGCAUCUGUCGCGCGCUACCUCUCUGCCGGUACUCGUUCUGCACGCUAAGGAUGAUGUUAUCGUGCCCUACGUCGUUGGACAUAAGUUAUACAAAAGUAUAUUAGAGUCGCGGCGCGCGGGCGACGCGGCCGUCACUUUACAUGCUUACGACAGCAAACUUAACUUGGGACACAAGUGGAUAUGCACCGCGCCCGACCUGCCGCGAGUUGUGCGAAACUUCGUGGAGACUCACCGAUGAUCGCGGAAGUUUGAAAUACGCUUCAAAUAUGGCUUUUUACAAUAAAACCAUCAACAGAGAAGCGACGCUUUUGACAAAUAUUUAUUUAUUGUAUUUUUUUAAGUUUAAUAAAAUGUUUUUUAAAUAUA